UUUUCUUGUUUCUUUUUCUUUCUCUCUUUCUAUUUUUUUUUCUUGUCAUUAUGGAACCUAAAAAAUCAAACAACAAGAAAGCAAAUAAUACAUUGGAGACAUGGGGUAAUGAAACUACCAUGAAUCUAAAUGCUAUUAUCUAUCAAAAUAUUCUUUCUUCACCUUAUUUUCGAUCUUUAUAUAAUAAAAAGACCUUUCAUGAAAUCGUGGAUGAAAUCUAUAAUGAAGUCUAUGUGUUAUGUGAGUAGUAUGUCUCUAUGUUGUACUUGCCUUAUGUUCCAUUAACCUAUUUCUUUUAUUUUAAAAAGCACCCUUUGUUAAAGGCACUCAGCCCUCCACAGCCUUUUGUUGCUUGUUUAAAAUGUGGACACUUAAAUUGACCAUCAAACAAAUCGAAAACUUGAUUGAUCAUGUUGAUUCACCAUAUAUUCGUGCUAUUGGAUUCUUGUAUUUGCGUUAUGUAUGCGCACCUGCUCAACUCUGGGAUUGGUUCCAAUACUACCUUGAAGAUGAAGAAGUGGUCCAAAUCUCAAGUGGACAAAACCCAACCAAAGUCACCAUUGGCAAAUUAUGUCGCAUGUUGAUCACUGAACCUAAGUUUCAAGGUACUAUGUUACCUCGUAUUCCUGUGCCUAUUGCAAGAGAUUUGGAAAAGAAGUUGCAAGAUUACGAUCGAGAAAAGAAACACCAAGACCAACCUGCAGCUAGAGAGGAGGAAAGAGAAGAUGAUCGGUAUCAUCGUCAUUCAAGCAGAGAUCGUUACAGAUCAAGGAGUCCAGUAAAGGGUCGCGGUAGAGAUGAUCGUGGUAGUAGAUAUGAUCGCAGUAGCAGAGAACGUAGCAGUAGAGACGAAUACGAUGACUAUGAACGUAGUUCAAGACGUCGUUAUUAUGAUGAUGAUAGAUACAGAAGAAGAAGUCCUGAUUAUAGUAGACGUUAUCGCUCUAGGUCUCCUUCUAGAGAUGACAGACGUAGUAGAAAUUAUUCAAGAGACCGUGAUUGAUUCAAUAAAACGUUUUUUUUUCUCUUUUUGCGAUAAAACAAGA
Gilbertella persicaria is the source of this 1046-nucleotide messenger RNA. Its product is annotated as PRP38 family-domain-containing protein. The transcript has 5 exons. NCBI's taxonomy places the organism in Eukaryota, Fungi, Mucoromycota, Mucoromycetes, Mucorales, Choanephoraceae. Gene Ontology annotation, cellular component: precatalytic spliceosome. Bases 362 to 1003 code for a protein of 213 amino acids. The record is from RefSeq and is a predicted model, not a curated record.